ACCUAGUUUUCAUCGGUUUUAAUUCCUGUUUAACUACAGGAACUAGAUAACAUUUUGAAACGCAAGCUAAGGAGAAAAGGAAAAAGAAGUUUUCUAAACCACAGGGUAGAAUGGCGAGACAAGAAACACAGUGUGUCAUUCACCAUUCAAAGCUGACUUCCUAUUGUAACGUUUGUGGCGAAUUUGUGUGCAAUUUGUGUAAGCAGUCUAAAUACGGAAAACAUGAAGGUCAUCAUUACAUGACAGUUACGGAAAAGACAAAUGAAUUAAAGGAAGAAAUUUCAGAAUAUCAAAAGAUGAUAACCGAUAAAAGUCUUAAACCGCUUCGGGAAAAUAUUCACGAGCACUACUUAGUCAAAUCUCGCCUAGACAGUAACUGUGAUGAACUCACCAGUGAAGUCGAAAAGAGAGAGAAGCAUUUUAUCAAAGAGAUACAAAGAGCAUCACAGAAGUUGAAAAACAUUAUAAAUGGACACAGACUUGAAUUCAGUCCUGGCUUAGCGAGCAGAAUUGCGCAACUUGAGGAUAAGAAACGGGAAAUUGACAGUUUGAUGAAAACUUGUGAAAAUGUGAUUAACACAGGAAACACCUAUGAAAUUUUGGAGUUCAGUAAAACAAAAAAGUCUGAUUUGAAUACAACACAUAGUUCUCCGAGACAGGUCCCAAAGUUAGAAUUGCACACACCUAGGUCUGGCUCUCUUGUUGGUGACAGCUUUGGAAAUAUACGGAAGUCAAGGGCUAUUUUCACAGAUGAAAUUAAAGUAUUGAAAUCUUGGAGCUAUGACAUGUACAUUGAAAACAUGUUCACGAGAAAUGACUGCGUCUGGAUUAGUAAGACGGGAUUUUUUGUGUCUGUGAAACCAAAGACAGCCGAGGAGGUAGAAAGAAAGCUCUGUCCUGUUCAUCCUUCCGGUUUUAUAGUGACAACUUCUGGAGAAAUAAUAUAUUCUGUAUCUAAUGAACACUGUAUAUACAAAAUAACCCCGGCGUUAACCGUGCGGUUAAAACACUCUUACCCUUAUUUACCAUGUGGAUUGUGUUUGGCCAUUAAUGGCGGAUUCUAUGUGACUAUGCAUAAACACGGAGCUGACGGGAAAAUAGUGCAUUAUUUUAAUGAAGAAUGCGCAGACUGGUUGGAAAUAAUGUGCUACCGAAAGGGAGUAUCCCUUCUGAAGAAACCUAUUAAGAUUGUUGAGAAUGGUAAUAGAGACCUUUGGGUCGUUGAUGCUGCCUCUGAAAGUGUUAUCGCAAUGAACAGUGCGGGAAAAUUUAAAUUCGAAUACACUGGAAGCCGAACAUGUUUUGAACCAAUUGGUAUAUGUACUGAUUCUAGAUAUAAUGUACUUAUUUCGGAUUUUGGACAUAAAAUGAUAGAUAUACUACUUCAAGAUGGCCGAUUUCUAACUUCAAUAAAGCUGCAGCCAUUGGGCAUCAGCCGACCAAUGGGACUCUGUGUUACAAAGGACGGUCAUCUAUGUGUGGGACAGGGUAAUGGGUGUGUCCAUGUAUUACGAUAUUAACAAUGAUUGUCAUACUCAGGUGCAAUAUGGUGAUAUUAUAUUCUCUUUAUCUAGUCAGUAUUCAUAAUAUGAUUAUUUUUGAAAUAUAAAGUCUGUUUCGUCUUUGCAAGCCUUUGGUCAAACUUAUCUUAGUUGAAAAUAAAAUGAAUGUAAAAUUA
Molecule: messenger RNA, 1678 nt
Organism: Saccostrea echinata
Lineage: Eukaryota; Metazoa; Mollusca; Bivalvia; Ostreida; Ostreidae
Product: tripartite motif-containing protein 2-like
Exons: 2
Coding region: 111-1520 (469 amino acids)
Biological process (GO): protein polyubiquitination; proteasome-mediated ubiquitin-dependent protein catabolic process
Molecular function (GO): zinc ion binding; ubiquitin protein ligase activity
Source: RefSeq, a predicted model, not a curated record